AUGGACAGCCAAAGAACUAGGGAGGCAGCCAGCAAAGCCAUGAUAUUUCCAGGGAAAUGUCAGAGCCCUCAGAAGGACUUGUGGAACAUCUUCCAGUUGUGGGUUUGGACAGUACUCUGCUGCGAUUUCAUGACACAUCACGGAACCGACUGCUGGACUUACCAUUAUUCUGAAAAGCCCAUGAACUGGGAAAAGUCUAGAAAGUUCUGCCAAGAAAAGUACACAGAUUUAGUUGCCAUACAAAACAAGCAGGAAAUUGAGUACCUGGAGAAUACACUUCCUGCCAGGCGUUCUUACUACUGGAUAGGAAUUCGGAAGGUAGAGGGGGUAUGGACUUGGGUGGGAACCAACAAGUCUCUCACUGAAGAAGCAGAGAACUGGGGAGAUGGGGAGCCCAACAACAAGAAGACCAAGGAAGACUGUGUGGAGAUCUAUAUCAAGAGGACCAAAGAUGCAGGAAAGUGGAAUGAUGACUCCUGCAGCAAGCCAAAGACAGCCCUUUGUUACACAGCUUCUUGCCAGCCCUGGUCAUGCAGUGGCCACGGGGAAUGUGUGGAAAUCAUCAAUAACUAUACCUGCAACUGUGAUGUGGGGUACUAUGGGUCCCAGUGUCAGUAUGUGGUUCAGUGUAAGCCUUUGGAAGCUCCAGAUCUGGGUACCAUGGACUGUACUCACACUUUGGGAAACUUCAGCUUCAGCUCACAGUGUGUCUUCAAUUGUUCUGAGGGAACAGACUUAAUUGGGAUUGAAGAAACCACUUGUGGACUAUUUGGAAACUGGUCAUCUUUAGAGCCAUCCUGUCAAGUGAUUCAGUGUGAACCCCUAACAGCACCUGAUUUGGGGACCAUGGAUUGUAGUCAUGGCCUGGCAGACUUCAGCUUUAGCUCUAUGUGCAACUUCAGCUGCUCUGAGGGGACUGAGUUAAUUGGAGAGAAGGAAACUAUAUGUGAAUCUUCUAGAAUCUGGUCCAGCCCUAGUCCAAUAUGUCAAAAAUUGGACAGGAGUUUCUCAAUGAUCAAGGAGGGCGAUUAUAACCCCCUCUUCAUUCCAGUGGCAGUCAUGGUCACUGCAUUCUCUGGGUUGGCAUUCAUCAUUUGGCUGGCAAGGCGAUUAAAAAAAGGUAUGUGA
This is a messenger RNA of Orycteropus afer afer, 1128 nucleotides long. It is a transcript of the gene SELL, whose product is annotated as selectin L. The record is from RefSeq and is a predicted model, not a curated record. Gene Ontology annotation, cellular component: external side of plasma membrane; membrane. Gene Ontology annotation, biological process: response to cytokine; leukocyte tethering or rolling; leukocyte migration. Lineage: Eukaryota; Metazoa; Chordata; Mammalia; Tubulidentata; Orycteropodidae. Gene Ontology annotation, molecular function: oligosaccharide binding; sialic acid binding.